Molecule: messenger RNA, 2556 nt
Organism: Trypanosoma theileri
Lineage: Eukaryota; Euglenozoa; Kinetoplastea; Trypanosomatida; Trypanosomatidae
Product: calpain-like cysteine peptidase
Exons: 1
Coding region: 1-2556 (851 amino acids)
Biological process (GO): proteolysis
Molecular function (GO): calcium-dependent cysteine-type endopeptidase activity
Source: RefSeq, a predicted model, not a curated record
AUGCCAUUUGUGAGUAAGGAGGGAGAGAAUAAUUACGCGAUGGUUCCUCGCGAAGUGGAGGAUGUCUCAGCCCCACCGACGGAGGUGGGUUUUCUUGACAAUGCCAGCAUCUUUUCCGACUCCGUGGAUCUCGACGCUGAGAAGAAGCGGGUUGCUGACGAUAUUCAAGAAGACCAACACGAUCAGCCAUACGAACAGCAAGAAGCGCUUUCACGCGGAGUUCACAGUAACGCUGAUACAGCUUCCGUAAGGAACGGCAGUGUUGAAGUAUCGACUGAGCAGCAACCAAAGGCUGCCAUUAAGCCACGCCACACACCAUUGUCUGCGCCAGUGCAAUGGGAACCCAUUUCCCUUGCUGUACCAGAGGAUGACCCAAAUGAUGAAUUUGACAUUGGUACAGCGAAGAAACCAGUGUUUGGGCCUUCGACAGGCACUAAGGAAAAAUAUGUCUUUGUGAAUGGUGAACCCGAUCUAAAGGGUGAAGUGGUCUCAUGUUUUGAAGAACCAGGACUACUCUACCGCGUUGUGGACAAGUCAAACAAGAUUUGGGCCUUCUAUAAUGACAGCCUUUCCUUCGAGGUACAUGUCUCAUGUACUUUUGGUAAACACUCAAAGAUUGAAGCGUUAGAGAAUACUACAAUUCAUCGUGAUGAGAAUGGCAAUUUUAUUGCUGAGGUUGUCGUUUACCCAGCUGAGACAGAGUUCUUUGUCAAGGGAUUUGUAAAUGGAUUCAGCAGCCGAAUGCGUGCAUUACCGAUAUCAGAUGAGUACCUUUCUGAGUGUCAACAAUUACAGUUUACCAACGUUGUGGAAGUUGAUAUGAACUAUGUAAAGGCUCUUGUUGGUGAUAAUACCGAUGCCACCAAGGCAUUGGAAGAAUGUGUAAAACAUAAUGUACCUUUUGUGGAUAUGGAAUUUCCACCAAUACAGCUUUCCAUUGAAGCAGGUGCAAAGAGGCCAUUAAAGCUGCUACCUUGGUUUCGCCCUCAGAUGUAUUUAAACCCAGCCCUUGUCGACCAGAUCCGACUCUUCCGCAAAGAAAUUGUACCUGGCGAUGUUCGACAAGGGGAACUUGGUGACUGUUGGUUUAUGUGCGCCAUUACAACUCUUGAAGAGCACCCAGAAAUGGUUCAACGUAUGUUUCGUCACCCACAGGGUGCGGAAGUGGCUCGUGAAGAGCGGGCUGUUGGUGCCUAUCGUGUGACACUUAACAAGAAUGGACUUUGGAACAGCGUAAUUGUUGAUAAUUAUUUACCUGCUCUUGGGGGCAAACCAAAAUUUGCCAGCAGUACAGAUCUUUGUGAAAUGUGGCCUUCAAUUCUUGAGAAAGCUUAUGCGAAAUUGCAUGGUAGCUAUGGAAUGAUACAGUCCGGUGAUCCUGUUCAUGCCCUCACCGAUAUGACAGGGUGCUCUUCUUCCCGUUUUGAUGACGCCUUCAACAAGGCAAAAGAGGACGGUGGAAAAGAAUUCUUCCGGGAUUUGCUACAACUACAUAACUCUGGGUACCAGCUCUUGUUAACUACCCCUGGAAAGGCUCCAGCUUUUCUUCUUGGGACUGAUACACAUGCCAAUGCUUUCAGUAAUGAACCUGAGUUGGAAAAGCUUCUCGGAGGAACCGGUCUUAUUCCCGGACAUGCAUACACUGUUGAAGAAAUUUACCAUUUCCCUGAUGAAGGUGACGUAAGAUUGAUGAAGAUUCGCAAUGUUUGGGGAUCUUGCAAAGAAUGGAAUGGACCAUGGUCUACUGGAAGCAGUGAGUGGGAAUCGCACCCCAAUGUGGCGGUGUCUUGCAAUUAUGAAAACACUGAUGAUACAAGUGUUUGGAUGGAUUGGGAACACGUGUUGCAGUUCUUCAUUGGUGGUGGUGUUCACUUCCUUAACGAAGCGUAUGACUACCGUGUCCCAAUAAUCUUUGCCGACUGUCGUCCAUCACUUGUCAUGGAAGUGAGUGUGGAUAGCCCGGUGAGGGUUUGCGUUUCGCUAUCCAAUGUUGACCAUCGUGGACUCUACACAGAGAACCAAGACGAUGAAUCUCGUGAAUAUCCACCACUGAUGAUUUCCAUCUCUUCUACACACCCCGACCAGGAGGGCGUACAUAAAGUCAUUCAAAACUCCUCCGUGGACCCCGCGAACCCGUCGCCGGACAAGUGGACUUUCAUGCAGGGACGUGAUGUCAGUAUGUUCUACGAACUCACACCAGAGCAGUCCCCAUAUCUCAUUAUCCCACGCAUGAUGGAGACGGAAGAAACCACACACGGCAGCAAGGCGUGGUUCACAAGCCUGCAGGGCAAAAUCCACCCGCUGCAUUUCGUCAACUCCCAUCCAAGCGAGGGCAACGUGGCGGAGGUGCCGGUUGUGUUGGGCCUCCGCUGUGAGCAGCCGGUGGGCGACGGUGGUGUCCGCGUGGACUUCCGCCGCCUCGAAGACGACAACGUUGUGUUUGAGAACUUCCCAAAGUUCCCAGCCGAUACAGUGGCAGUGGAGGAGGCGUACUACCAGGUGCGGACACCCACACCAGGAUUCGCCGUCGAGAAGGUGGGUCCAUCCCUUUUCUGA